UUUUCUGUUCUAACGGAAUGAAUGAAGAAGAUCUCUGUGAUUUGAUGGGACUGUGAAUUCAGCAGGGUUGUGAUGGAUUUACCUGAGGGGAUCCCUUCAUUUAAAGACCCUGACGACCAGACCAAAUGUCAGAGCCCAGUGGAAGGACAGCAGCUGCAGAGACCAGCCUCCCCUGGACUCAGCCAAGUCUCUAUGGAACCUCCUCUGGCUUUUCACAAACCACAGGCCUUCAAUACAGAGGUUGAACGGGAAAGACCUGAUUCUGCAGCUCCAAGUGUGUCCAUGAUGAGCAACAUGUCAAAAGAUCCACCGAUUGUUUUUAAGUCACAUUCCAAACCACAAAUACAAGAGGGUUACACUGAUCAGCCUGCACUGGAACAUGAGACCAAUAUGGAUCUGAUAUUCAAGGUCCUUGAAGAGAACAUUUCCAUUUUCGUGAAUAAGGAGCUGAAGAGGAUGCAGAGACUUGUGAGUCCUGAGAUUUCAGGGGAUGGGUUGAUGGAUGGUCAGGAUGAAGAGGAUAUUAGAGGCAUCAAAGAGGCUUUUCUCAAAAUCGCACUGUACUUUAUGAAGAGGCUGAAGCAGGAGGAGCUGGCGGACACUCUGCAGAGGAAAUCUCCUGCCGCGUGUGAAUGCAAGCUCAAACAGACUUUAAAACAGAGGUUCCAGUGUUUGCUUGAGGAGGUUUCUGAAGCAGAAAAACCAUCACUGCUGAAUGACAUCUACACAGAUCUGUACAUCACAGAGGCAGGGACUGGAUCCAUCAACGAUGAACACGAGGUCAGGCAGAUUGAAAGAGCAGUAAGGAAACCAGCAACACCAGAAACGACAAUCGGAUGCAAGGACAUCUUUGACCGUUUACUGGGAUGUGCUCACCCAGCCAGAACGGUGAUGACAAAGGGAGUGGCCGGCAUCGGGAAAACAGUGUUAACACAGAAGUUCACCCUGGACUGGGCUGAAGGUAAAGCCAACCAGGAUGUCCAGUUCACAUUUCCGUUCACUUUCCGAGAGCUGAAUUUGCUCAAAGGGAAGAAGUUCAGCUUGGUGAAACUCGUUCAUCACUUCUUCAAUGACACCAAAGAAGCAGGAAUCUGUCGGUUUGAUGAAUUCCAGGUUGUGUUCAUCUUUGACGGUCUAGAUGAGUGUCGACUACCUUUGAACUUCCACAACAAUCAGAUCCUGACAGACGUCAUGGAGUCGGCUUCCAUAGAUGUGCUACUGACAAACCUAAUUCAGGGGAAACUGCUUCCUUCUGCCCGCCUCUGGAUAACCACACGACCUGCAGCAGCCAAUCAGAUCCCUACUGAAUGUGUUGACGUGGUAACAGAGGUCAGAGGGUUCACUGAUCCACAGAAGGAGGUGUACUUCAGGAAGAGGUUCAGAGAUGAGAACCAGGCCAUUGCCAUCAUCUCCCACGUCAAGACGUCAAGAAGCCUCCACAUCAUGUGCCACAUCCCGGUCUUCUGCUGGAUCACUGCGACCGUUCUGGAGGAUGUUCUAAAAACCAGACAAGUAGGAGAGCUGCCCAAGACCUUGACCGAGAUGUACAUCCACUUCCUGGUCACCCAAGCCAAACUGUGGUACGUCAAGUAUCAUAUGGGAGCUGCGAUAGAACCACACUGGAAUCCAGGAAGUAGGGAAAUGAUUCUGUCUUUAGGGAAACUGGCUUUUGAGCAACUACAGAAAGGAAACCUCAUCUUCUACGAGUCUGACCUGGUCGGUUGUGGUAUUGACAUCCAAACAGCAUCGGUUUACUCAGGAGUUUUCACACAGAUCUUUAAAGAGGAGCAUGGGCUACAUGCGAAGAAGAUGUUCUGCUUUGUUCAUCUAAGUAUUCAAGAGUUCCUGGCUGCUCUCUAUGUCUUUGUGACGUUUGCAGACUCUGGAGUCAACCUCCUAUCCCAGUCACCAACCUGGAUCUCUAAACUAUUAAAAGACAAAUCGAAAUUCUCACAUCUCUUCCAAAGCGCUCUGGAUAAAGCCUUACAGAGUCCAAACGGUCACCUGGAUUUGUUUCUUCGCUUCCUUUUGGGUCUCUCAGUACCGACCAAUCAGAUUCUCCUACGAGGCCUGAUAACAGAGACAGGAACCAGCUCUCAAAGCAAUCAGGAAACCAUCCAGUCCAUCAAAACCAUGAUCAGGAAGAGUCAUUCUACAGAAAGAAGCAUCAAUCUUUUCCACUGUUUGAAUGAGCUGAAUGACUCCUCUCUGGUGGACGAGAUCCAGCAGUAUCUGAGUUCAGGACGACUUUGCUCAGAUGAACUGUCUCCGGCUCAGUGGUCAGCACUGGUUUUCAUCCUUCUGUCCUCAGAGAAAGACCUGGAUGUGUUCAACCUGAAGAAAUACUCUGCUUCAGAGGACGGUCUUCUGAGGCUGCUGCCAGUGGUCAAAGCCUCCAACAAGUCUGUGCUCGGAGGCUGUAAGUUGUCAGAGAGAAGCUGUGAAGCUCUGGCCUCAGUUCUGAACGCUCCGUCUUCCAGCCUCAAAGAGUUGGACUUAGGUAACAACAACGUGCAGGACUCCGGAGUGAAGCUACUGUUAGAGGGCCUGAAAAAUCCACAGUGUAAACUAGAACGACUGAGGCUAAAUGAAAACAAUCUUACAGAGAACUGCUGUCAGGACUUAGCAUCAGUCCUAAGUGCUAAGUCUAGUCUAAAAGACUUGGACUUAAGCUACAACAACCUGCAGGACUCUGGGAUGGAGCAGCUUUGUGUUGGACUCAAAAGUCCACAGUGUACCCUAGAAGCACUCAGGUUGAGCUGUUGUAAUCUAUCUGAGAAAAGCCGUGACGUUCUGGCCUCAGUCUGCUUCUCCCAGAACAGUAGUCUGACUGAACUAGACCUGAGUAACAAUGACCUGCAGGAUUCAGGAGUCAUGCUGUUCACUGAACAGGAACAUCAGCACUGGAGCCUGGAAAUUCUACGACUGAGCCGAACACGACUCACAGAAAAAUGCUGCAAAGAAUUCUCCAGACUUUUCAGCACAAAGUCAUUCACUUUGGGCGUGUUGGACCUGAGUAACAACGACCUACAAGAUUCAGGAGUGAAGAUGCUCUCAGACGGACUCAGCCUAAACUGUCCACUUAAGACUCUGAGGUUGAUUCAAAAUAACCUCAGUGAGAAAUGCUGUGAGGGUCUGUCAUCACUUCUCGCCUCCCGGUCCUCCAGUCUGCGACAGUUGGAUCUCAGUAACAACAACCUCCACGAUUCAGGAGUGGCGCUGAUUUCUGUUGGACUGAAAAGUUCACACUGUGCUCUGGAGACACUCAGGCUGAGUGGGUGCAACCUAUCGGAAAGAAGCUGUGAAUCUCUGGCCUUGGUCAUUGGUGCCCAAACUUCAAACCUCAAAGAACUGGAUCUAAGUAACAAUAACCUGCAGGAUUCAGGACUGAAGCUGCUAACCGGUGGAAUGAGGAGUCCACACUACACACUGAAAACCCUCAGCUUAAAUCAAACUGGACUCACAGAGAAGAGCUGCCAGGAGCUUUCAUCGGUUCUCAUCUCAUCUGGGCUGAGAAAACUGGACCUCAGCAACAAUGACCUUCAGGACUCAGGACUGAAGCUGCUCUCAGUUGGAUCAGAUGGUCCACGCUGUCACCUCCAAACUAUCAGGUUGUCAGGCUGUUUAAUCACAUACGAAGGCUGUGAGGCUUUGGCUUCUGCUCUGAACUCAAACCUUUCCAACCUGAAGGAGCUGGAUCUGAGCUACAACCACCCAGGACACUCAGGAGAGAAGAUACUCCGCGCUGGACUUCAGAAUCCACACUGCACACUGGAGAACAUCAGUGUGGACCAUAAUCAUGUACAGUGGCUGACACCAGGCCUGACUAAGUAUACGUGUGAACUCAUACUGGACCCAAACACCGCACACAAAAACGUCCUCCUGUCUGACAACAACAGAAACGUAACUCUGACGGUGGAGAAGCAACCGUACCCCGAACACCCGGACAGGUUCGACUGGUGCUAUCAGGUGCUGUGUACGACUGGUCUGGCUGGUCGCUGUUACUGGGAGGUGGACUGGGAAACGGGGGUGGACAUCGGCGUGACGUACAGAGGACUCAGACGGAGAGGGGCGCGAGAUGGCAGCAGACUGGGCUGGAAUGAUAAGUCAUGGAGUGUGGAGUUUACGGGUACAGGUUACUACGCCUGGCACAAUAACAUCAGAACAGCCCUCUUUCCAGCUCCGUCGUGUCCCUGUAGGAGGGUGGGGGUCUAUCUGGACUGGUCUGCAGGGACACUGUCCUACUACGCAGUCUCCGACACACGGACCCACCUGUACACCUUCCAAUGCACAUUCACACAACCACUUCUGCCUGGGUUUGGGUUUCUGUCUUUGGAUUCAUCAGUGUCUCUUUGCUGAAAACAGGAUGAGUUCAUCUUCUGUUUUUGGGUCAAAGGAUCAUCUGAACCAAAAGCAUCUACUGAUCUAAACUGUUUAAUAUCUCUUGAUCCACUAAUCCUAUCAAUACAUGUAAAUAAUUGGUAUAAAAUACGGUUCGUCAUCUUCAUGGU
Molecule: messenger RNA, 4511 nt
Organism: Sphaeramia orbicularis (orbiculate cardinalfish)
Lineage: Eukaryota; Metazoa; Chordata; Actinopteri; Kurtiformes; Apogonidae
Product: NACHT, LRR and PYD domains-containing protein 3-like
Exons: 18
Coding region: 73-4359 (1428 amino acids)
Molecular function (GO): protein binding
Source: RefSeq, a predicted model, not a curated record